Arabidopsis lyrata subsp. lyrata is the source of this 781-nucleotide messenger RNA. RefSeq lists its product as uncharacterized. Gene Ontology annotation, molecular function: enzyme inhibitor activity. NCBI's taxonomy places the organism in Eukaryota, Viridiplantae, Streptophyta, Magnoliopsida, Brassicales, Brassicaceae. The transcript has a single exon. The record is from RefSeq and is a predicted model, not a curated record. The coding region runs from base 55 to 609 and encodes 184 amino acids.
UUUGUAACAAUUAAUAACCACGAGAAGAAAAGUUGAGAAAGAAAAAAAGAAACGAUGAAAAUGGCCGGAAGGAUCUUUCUCCUUUUCCUCUCCGUCUACGUCACGGUGGCCAUCGCCGGUAAAGCUCCACCGCCGACAUUCACCGAGAAAGGCAAAGCCCUAGCGGAGAAACUCUGCGAGAAAUCCGAAGACAAACCGUUUUGCGUUGCAAGCCUAACGUCCCGUCCUGAGGCAGCAACCGCAACCGCACCAAAACUCGGCGUGAUCGCUUUAAGCAUCGCGUCCUCGAAUGCUUCGGACACAUCUUUCUACAUCAAAGCCAAACUAAAGCAAAAGAACCUCGAGCCGGCUUUAGAAGACACCCUCGAUGAUUGCUCUAAGAAUUACUUGGACGCGGUCGCGCAGCUCGACGAUUCUCUAGCCGCUUUGAUGCAAAACUCGUUCAUCGACGUCGAUAUUUGGCUCAAUACGGCCAUUAGCGACGGCGAGGCUUGUGAAACCGCUUUGAACGAUCGUGCCGGUAACGAUGCUGAGCUUGCUCGUAGGAACACAAACUUGUUGAAGCUUUGCAAGGACGCUCUUCUCAUUAACACUAUUUUAACUCCCUAAAUUUUAAUUUGUUGCCCAUUAAUUAUUUUAUAUUUGUUCACUUGUUAUAAUUUUUUUUUCUUAAAUGGCUCGUUGAUUUGUCCCGGGGGUAAAUUUUAACAAUAUUUGAGAUACUUGUUUUUGGGAAUUUUUGAAUGAGCUUAUUGAAUUAUAUAUAAGUACAUACAACCAA